This is a messenger RNA of Suillus subalutaceus, 1284 nucleotides long. RefSeq lists its product as uncharacterized. The transcript has 2 exons. The record is from RefSeq and is a predicted model, not a curated record. The annotation marks the transcript as partial. Lineage: Eukaryota; Fungi; Basidiomycota; Agaricomycetes; Boletales; Suillaceae.
AUCCAGCUACAAUUGCAGCAGCAAUUGCAGCAGCAAUUGCAGCAGCAAGCUGAGCAACAGCAGAUGCAAUGGCAGAUGCAGCAGCAAUUCCAGCAGCAGGAAGCUGAGCAACAGCAGAUGCAGCAGCAAUUCCAGCAGCAGGAAGCUGAGCAACUGCAAACGCAGCAGCAACUCCAGCAGCAAUUCCAGCAGCAGGAAGAGCAAAGAGUCUGUGAGCAGGAGGAGCAUCUUGAAGAGGCACUACGUGAAUAUAAUGAUCCGGUGUCUCAAGAAAACCAUAAUGAAGACGAGGGAAGAAGAAGAACUCAGGAGCGCCAACACCGCCAGCAGCGCGAGGAAGAGGACGAAGAAAAUAUCAUCCAGGUGGUUCCAAUCCCUGAUGGAGGUCGACUGUAUAAUGAACCUAUCGAAAUUCAUACUCUUGGUCCUCUUAAUGUAGAGUGUCCCAACUGCUGUGCAAUGCACUUUGAAUGCGAAAGACUCUCCAAAUCCUCCAAGCGAAACCCACGCUUUGGUAUGUGCUGCUUGCAGGGCCAGGUCAACCUUCGCCCCUUUCCAGCAUGGCCACGCGAGCUGCAGCAGGCAUAUACAAACCGAACCUUUGUCGCCAAGAUUCGGCAGUACAACAGUGCUCUUGCAUUAACAUCGGUUGGUGUCAAUAUCGAGCAUCAAGCUUUUCAAGGAUCUGGCCCAAAUGCUUUUCGUAUCCAUGGAUCUCUCCAUCACCUCAUGGGCAGUCUUAUACCUCCGGAAGGCCAGCAGCCUUCAUAUGCCCAACUCUACAUCUAUGAUCCUGAACAAGCCACAGAAAUCCGCGCCACCCGCCCUGGAAAUGAAGUCCUUGAUCGUGACACCCUCAGACAGCUCCAUGAUAUGCUGUAUCGAAGCCAUCCCUAUGCUCAUCUCUAUAAGCAGGCCUAUCAGGUCAUGCGAGAGAAGCCUCCAGAGCAGCAGACAGAUAUCCGUGCACGCAUUCAUUUCCAACAGGGAACAGAUGGUCGAAGAUAUAAUCUCCCUACUGCCAAUGAAAUUGCUGUGAUCAUUCCUGGAGAUGGAUCUGAGGAGGUGUCCGACAAACGUGAUAUUGUCUUGCGACUUCAAGGUGGUCAACUUCAGCACAUCAGUCAGCUCAGCCACACAUACUCAACUCUUCACUACGUUCUUCUCUUUCCUUCUGGCGAGGAGGGCUGGCAUCUUGACAUCCCUCUCAAUGUCAAUGAGGGCGGACAUCAACGAGCAAAAAAAGUCACUCAGUUGCUAUAUUAUGCCUAUGGCCUUCAUCCU